Messenger RNA from Neocloeon triangulifer, 3122 nucleotides. RefSeq lists its product as uncharacterized. Gene Ontology annotation, biological process: regulation of transcription by RNA polymerase II. Gene Ontology annotation, molecular function: RNA polymerase II cis-regulatory region sequence-specific DNA binding; DNA-binding transcription factor activity, RNA polymerase II-specific. Lineage: Eukaryota; Metazoa; Arthropoda; Insecta; Ephemeroptera; Baetidae. Bases 180 to 2612 code for a protein of 810 amino acids. Gene Ontology annotation, cellular component: nucleus. The record is from RefSeq and is a predicted model, not a curated record. The transcript is spliced from 12 exons.
CUUGUUUUGAAAAUUGAGCUCGCGUGUUUGGGUCAUCUUGAGUGCCUGUGGAGCUCGUGUGCUGCAAAGCCUGAAGGAAGAACUCUAAAUUUUUUUUUAAUUUUGGCAGUAUAUAUUUUAUUGGCCGUAAAGUAAAAAGCUUUCCAGAUUUAAACCUGAAUCCCAUACAAUUUUAGAAGAUGAACGGAUACAAUGAAAGCAGUGACAGCCUGCAAAAAAAGAAGAAAAAGAGCAAAAAAGGAGGAACAUCAUUAGAGGCAUCAUUUAGUGGCGAUUUUUCAUUUAGCACAUCACACGGUGUGUUUGAUGCGGCUGCCUUUGUAAAACCAAAGAAGAAAAAGAACGAGAAUGAGAUGAAUGAAGUGGGAAGUGAGGGUCAGUUUGUUAUUGUUGAUCAUACAGGAACCACUACAGAUGAACUCUCUGGAAGUGAUGUCUCAUCUUUAGUAAUAACUGAUGUUGGAAGCCCGAAAAAACAUAAAAAGAAAAAGCAGGCAGAAGUGGUUUUGGACAAACAAGCUGGUCAGAAAGUCACAGAAGACAGUGCUAUUCAAAACCAGGACAAGGAAUGCAGAUCUCACAAGAAAAAGAAAAAACGAGAUUUAGAGAAAAUGAAUUUGGAGGAAGCUCAAUUUAAAAUCCUGAAGAAAUACUGCAGUGGAUAUGAUUUCCAACCAAAAUUGGAGAAAAAGAAGUCGAAGAAGAAAAAUCCCAAGGAAAAUCUUCUUGUCCAAGAAUGUGAAGGGGAUAGUGGUAUUAUUGAGCAGUCUCAAAGCAAUACCGCAGAUGUCUCAAUAAGUGCUGCUGAUGGAAGUCCAGCAAAGAAGAAGAGGAAGACAAACAAAGUCGACCAGUUGGUUAUUGAUGAAAAUAACGGCGAUAAUUGCGCUGGACCUUCAGAGAAUGAGGUCUCAACAAUUGAUUUUGAAGGAAGCCCGUCAAAACAAAAGAAGAAGAGGGAAAUAAAUAAAGCAGACCAGUUUGUUAAUGGUGAAAAUAAAAGCGAUAAUUGUGCCAGGCCUUCUGAGAGUGAGGUCUCUACAAUUUAUUUGGAAGGAAGCCCAUCAAAACAAAAAAAGAGGAAGAAGAUGACAAUGAAUACAGCAGUUAAUGGUGAAAAUAAGAGCGAUACUUGUGCCGGACCUUCUGAGAGUGAGAUCUCAACAAUUGAUUUGGAGGAAAGCCCAUCAACACAAAAAAAGGGGAAACAUAAAAAAAUUAGCAUUGAUUAUAUCAUACCUGAUGAGGAUUGUCAGCAAGAAGUGGUUCAAGCUAGCAAAUGUGAAAAAAGCCAAUCUAAAACUGAGCAGGAAGGAAAGUUGGAAUCCAGUGGAAAUAUGGAAUGCAGUACUCCAAAGAAAAAUACAAGUACUUUACCUUCAUCCUCUGGGUCUAAGAAACAAAAGUACAGUGUUAGAAAGAAGCAAAUAAUGAAUCAAGGUGACAAAGAGGAAGAGCACGAUGAUGUACUUGACAAUAUGCUGCGAGGAAACUUUAAUUCAAAUGAGGUUCCAAACUUCAUCAGAAAGGAUAAAAAAUACAAAGAGCUUACACAGAGAGAAAUAGAUGCCAAGUUUGACCGUCUCAGUAUUUCAACAAACUUCAAGGUUCACGAGGAGCACACUGUCGAGCCAGUAGUUAAAGCGUAUCUGGAUAAGGCUUUGAGGCUGGAAUUCAAAAAAUAUAACAUGAUGCCUCAUGGAAAGCAAUGGAUCAAAGCAGAAGAUGAAUUGCUACUUAAAAACUGGGAGACUUUUAGGAAAACUUACGGUUUGGAAGAAGAAGAUUGGCAAAUGUUUCAAGUGACCAGAAAAGAGCGAAAAGAUGAAAUUUUGACAUUUUACAGAUUUCUUGGACAGGGCCUGCCAAGCAGACCAUUGCAGUCAAUUUCCAGGCGCUUUAUACACAUUAAAAUUCAUGGCUCCAGGAAAAAGGCCAUUCCCUUCACAAGGGAGGAGGACGAGUACAUCCUACAUGUCCUAGAUACGUGUGAGGUGAAAGAUCAGUACAGCAGGCUGGCAAAAAUUUUAGACCGAGAAAAGCAGUCUGUCCGAUUGCACUGCCUGAAGCUACUGUCAAAAAGGGAGGCAGACAAAACCACCCCAUAUCAUUUAUUGAGUCGUGAAAACUUGACCUUGAUUGUGAAGGCAAUCAUGAAGUCCGUUAAUGCGUCCACCGUGCACGAACUUUCGAAGUACAAAAGUAUCCCGUAUCGCACAGUGGCCGAUGAACUUGAUAUCAGCGAACAGCGCAUUUACAAACUGUGGACUCAACACCUGUACCACUCUUUGCGACUGGAAUUCGUGGUGCUCAGGGACUCCAUUAUCCUGAAGGCGGUGGACGUUAUUCUGGAAAAUAACUGGGAUGAUCCAUUGGGAGUGGACUGGGAAGAGGUGGCAAGACAAGUGAGACCAUUUCAUCGCCAAAUCCUCAGUGAAAUGAUCAGGGACAGAAUCAAAAGAUUGAGCGACACACAAGAAGACCGCAGCUUCUUGAAAAAGUGUCAAAAACUCAAAAGAACGCUCGAAGCUAGAAUUGCAGAAAAUAAGUACUUCAAGAGAGACUUCAUUUACCCACUGAAUGUUACGGAAGAUGGGGUAGUCAUGGCUUAAUUUAACUAGAUGUUGUACAAGGCGCUAAUAUUUAAAAAAAAUUAUAGAUUUAAUUUCCCGCAAUAGUCCUAAUGUUUGGGAAAACUAUUUUUAAUUUUUUAGAAUAGAGGCCCUUAAACUCUACGACAGAAGAUAUAGUUUGAGUUUUAUUUUCAAGAAGUUGUAAACUUAAUUCACAGUUUUGGCGGAGAGCACCGAUUAACUAUCUGAAAAAUGUGCACUGAACUCAGUCGACAAAGUUUUUCGCUUAUCAAUGAUAUUCCCUGCCACCUGCGCUAAAAAGUAGUUUGGUUCCUUAUUUUUAAAUUUCAUUUAAAGAAUAUGCCAGAAUACAUGUGCACAUUGGAUAUUUUUUUCUGCUAUGGCUCCAGUUCGGAGAAUUGGUUAAAUUUGGAAACACAUGACUUUGCUGACAUGAAAUAAUGUUUUACUUUUUGUUUUCAUAUUUUUUAUGUGCAUGCAUUUUUGUAUUGAAUAGGUUGUCAAAAUAUAUUUAAAAUUUUAUAUCAA